Molecule: messenger RNA, 1533 nt
Organism: Beauveria bassiana ARSEF 2860
Lineage: Eukaryota; Fungi; Ascomycota; Sordariomycetes; Hypocreales; Cordycipitaceae
Product: tRNA splicing endonuclease subunit
Exons: 2
Coding region: 1-1533 (510 amino acids)
Biological process (GO): tRNA-type intron splice site recognition and cleavage
Cellular component (GO): tRNA-intron endonuclease complex
Source: RefSeq, a predicted model, not a curated record
AUGUCUUUUGAUGACGACGACAACCCGGCCAUCGUUGCGAGACCGCCCAGCGCCGGUGGUGCUGAUGGCGCCGCGGCGGCUGAGGAGGCAAUGGAAGAUGAGAUGCCCGACUACAAACUGUUCAUGAGUAUGUUUGACAAGAGGGGCAUCUCAAGCAAGUCAAUUCGCAAGGGCGAGAAGGACUUUGAAUCACAUGGAACCCGCGCGCAAGACGGUGUGCUGGAGACGAGCCGCCGCGCGCUCGAGGACGUGCUCAGCUACACGCGCAUUCAUCGGGGCGACGGAUGGGUUCGCGGAUGGUACGUGCCCGACUUUUGGAGUGAAGAUGGCACAGAUCCAGUUGGUCUUCUGAACCCCAAGCAGGAUGACGGGCGUUUGAUGCUGAGAGAUCGCGUCGUCGUCGUGGAGCACGAGCGCGGGAGCUGGAUGAAGGACAUUGGACGGUCUGUGCCGGCGGGCAUCAACAGCACGGAAGCGCAAAAGCCUGGCGUAGGGAGACUGUGGCUACUGCCGGAGGAGGCGCUACACAUGGUCGAGCGUGGCACGCUGGACCUCUGGUGGCCGUACAGGGACCUCGGCGAACUGCUGGGCCCAGGCGAAGCCAGCGGGCCGGAUGAUUACGACGUGGGCAUGCCCGUGAGCCUGGAAGCGGCAUACUCGCUACUUUUGGGCGAGGACGGAGAACGAGGAAAGAUCUCGCUGCCUAGGUACCAAGUGUUUACGCAUCUGAAACGAGGAGGUUUUCAUGUGCUGCGUGCACCGGGGGAGCAGAGUGAUGCUCGCUCCGCCGACACGGCACAAACAAUGUCGAACACGGCUGGAGCAGCACUGCUUCAAUGGCUACUCACAUUAGUGGGAUGGGGCCGUGAUGUGCAGCAGCAGCAGCAAACAGAGCCCAAGAAGCACUCCUUUGGACCACUGGUAUCACCCGGCCUCUACCGUGCGUACACGCCCGUGUACGAACAGCUCAGUCUGCUCCCACGACAUAGGCCACAGCGGCGCCUCACUUUUACGCAUCAAGAGGACAAUGUGUCGUCGCCGUCGUCGUCGCCGCGGAGCCCUUACGAGGUCUUCUUCCAUGUGUGGAAGUCUGGCGGCGCGCCCUUUUCCAAGCGGAGCCCGCCCACGCCCAACUUUCGCAUCGCCGUGUCCGACACUGACCUGCACAGCCUGCCCACGCUGGAGGAAAUGUCGGCGCUGCUCGAGUCGACGCCCCUGGACGAGCCCAGCAGCAACGCGGCGUGGAAGGGCCCCGGGAGGCUGUACCAGCGGCUCAAGCACGGCCACCGCAACGUGCUGGUGGCGGUGGUGGACCGCGGGCUGGUCAACUACAUGCGGUUUGGCGAGGGCGCGUUUGGCGAGGAGAGGCUCUACGAGAGGCUGGACGCUGCCAGGCGAGGGGCCAGAGGCGGCGGCGGCGGCGCUGGCGGGAAGAGGGAGUUGAAGAAGCGUGAUUUCGGAUUCCACAAAUCAAAGGGACGCAAGCUACACUACACAUGCGGCAACACCCUGACGGCUAGCUCUCCACCCUGA